Molecule: messenger RNA, 1754 nt
Organism: Labrus bergylta (ballan wrasse)
Lineage: Eukaryota; Metazoa; Chordata; Actinopteri; Labriformes; Labridae
Gene: tbx22
Product: T-box transcription factor 22
Biological process (GO): regulation of transcription by RNA polymerase II; cell fate specification; positive regulation of DNA-templated transcription
Cellular component (GO): nucleus
Molecular function (GO): RNA polymerase II cis-regulatory region sequence-specific DNA binding; DNA-binding transcription factor activity, RNA polymerase II-specific
Source: RefSeq, a predicted model, not a curated record
UUACGCAGCGUCACGGAGCCGCCGUGAAUGAAGAGGAGCUCCCUGAGGUGGUGGUUCUUCUGCGGAUUCCUGUUUUACCACGUUCUGUCCUGAAUGAGCCGGGACACCGAACCUUUUGCGGGACAAAGUUAGAGUUCAGGAGGAUAUAGGACUCACAGAACGAUGGGAUCUUCCGCAAAGAUGCAAGGUCUGAGUUCCAGGGCUCACGCGUUUUCGGUGGAGGCGCUGGUCGGGAAACCCUGCAAGAGGAUGAAAGUUUCCGAGGAACAUGAGUCAAGUUCAGCUGGAGACACCGGUAGCGAUAUGAGCAUCUUUAACGGCCUGAGCGAAUAUCAAGGCAGCCAGAUUAAGAAAGCAGGUUCAACACCAAAGAGGAUAGAGGACGAUUCCUGUGACCCAGAGAGACACACGGUCAGAUCAUCGCCUGAGGAGUCGGAGAACAGCGGAGAGGAGAGCAAGCCGAAGGAGAGAGACUGCCGGGCGGACAGGUCAGAGGUCCGGGUGGAGCUGCAGGGCUCCGAGCUGUGGAAGAGGUUCUAUGAGAUCGGCACAGAGAUGAUCAUCACUAAAGCUGGCAGGAGAAUGUUUCCCUCCGUGCGCGUAAAAGUGCGCAACCUGGACCCGUGCCAGCAGUAUUACAUUGCAAUGGACGUGAUGCCCGUAGACUCAAAACGCUACAGGUAUGUGUACCACAGCUCGCAGUGGAUGGUGGCUGGAAACACGGAUCACUCCUGCAUCUCUCCUCGGCUCUACGUGCACCCGGACUCUCCGUGCGCAGGAGAGACGUGGAUGCGUCAGGUCAUCAGCUUCGACCGGGUCAAACUCACUAACAACGAGAUGGACGAUAAGGGACAUAUUAUUCUGCAGUCGAUGCAUAAAUACAAACCACGCGUGCACAUCAUCCGGCACGACCCCCGCAUGGACCUGUCACAGAUCCAGUCUCUGCCUUCUGAAGGAGUCCACAGCUUCUCCUUCCCAGAGACCGAGUUCACCACAGUCACAGCCUAUCAGAAUCAACAGAUCACAAAACUGAAGAUCGACAGGAACCCGUUCGCCAAGGGCUUCAGAGAUCCUGGAAGGAACAGGGGAGUGUUGGAUGGCUUGUUGGAGUCAUAUCCCUGGAGAGGCCCCCUCAACUUGGACUUCAAGCCAUUCACCAUACAGCUCCAAGGGGGCUCAGGGUCACCAACCAGCAGCAUGAAGAGUCUCCUCCCUCUCUCCUCUUCCUCGUCUCUUCACCCGUUCUCCGUCUCCACACUCUCCUGCCAGGACGCCGCUCUCCACACCCUUGCUCUUCCUCUCUACAGUAAAGCCUCCGCUGGCUCCCCGCUGCCCGGCAGAGCCUUCUCCCCCCUGGGAGCAGACAGACUGAGAGGUCUACCCCCGUUGUCUCCGCUGACAGACCUCCCGCUCCUCUCUGCGCUGCAGGCGAAGAAACCCCCCCACUGUCGGGACCCGUGUCUUCAUGUGUCCACCCCCCACUGUCUCUUCCCCCUCCACGGCCCUCUCAGCCCUCAGGGGCCCUCCCUGCUCCCUCAUCUCUCUGACACUGCGGGCCCCUACUGUCUUUACCGCUACAGCUUCCCCCUGAACCCCCAACUCACUGCUAUUUCCAGGCACACCAAACUAGUGGAGGACACAACAGACUGUCUGCUGCGCCAGUCUCCGUGGCAUCCAACCACCAACCACUGCCUCUGACAGCUGGACCGCACUUUCAGGCUCCGGCCCAUUGAGUGUAACAAGCCAAAGCUUAU